This is a messenger RNA of Neoarius graeffei (lesser salmon catfish), 1596 nucleotides long. RefSeq lists its product as uncharacterized. The transcript has 6 exons. The record is from RefSeq and is a predicted model, not a curated record. Lineage: Eukaryota; Metazoa; Chordata; Actinopteri; Siluriformes; Ariidae. Bases 603 to 1253 code for a protein of 216 amino acids.
UACAUGUAAAUCAUGUUGUAAACUGUGAAAGUGAUGAUGUUAUGUAUGACUGGGACAGUGACAGUGAUGGAGACGACCCUUUUGAUCAUACACCUGACCUUGGUGAUAGUUUGGUGAAUUGGGCUUUGGAGUUUAAUGUAACCAUGGUAGCACUCACUGCCUUGUUAUCCAUGGCUUGUAACAUAUAUAACUAAAUCAUUCAUAAUUCUUGACAUGACAGCUGUGAAUUUUGCACAAUUAGUCAAGUAUCUUUAUAGAUACUUGAAAUGAGGAAAUGCAUGCUCAGUAUCCUACUUUUCUGCUGCCAUGUUUUACUGUUCAUUUUAGUCUCUUAGCAUGACACUGUACAGCACUAACCAGUUUUCACUGUUUGUAAAUGCGCUUUGCAAGUUAAACUUAAUAAUGAAUCUAAUGCAAAUGUCAUAGCCAUAUUUGGAAAAAAUUUGGCAUCUUCCUUAGCAGUCACCACGCAUUGGUCCCCUGAAGCUCCUACAUGUUCUCCACCAGCCCGCAAGAAGCCCCGCACACAGCUUGUGAAUGCUCCCCACAUCAAAGCCCCUGAAGCCCUAUUAGGAGAAAAUUUGCCAUCUUCCUCUAUCACCAUGCCUUGGUCCUCUGUGGUCCCCACACCACCUUGGAAUCCGCCUCGGAGGCCCUCAGAUUCCACUGCAGACCUUAUCCCUCCACGAGAACAGCAUUUGGAUCACUCCAUGACACCAGAACAUGGCCGGGUUUCUGUAGAGGCUGUGCCUACGUCCCUUCUGAGGGAGAUACUUAUCCAGUUGACUACUAUCCGGGAGCAACAAAUGUUCAUUUUGGUUCAACUCCAGUCACACUCCACCGGUCGUCCAGUUUCUGAAGCUCUGCCUGAUGCGUCACACUGUCGACUGCCACUUUCUUCCCAGGAAGACCUUCAGAAUCUGGAGGUCCUCUUGAAGAACCCCGAAGAGAAAAGAAAUUUGACAGUACAUCUGGGAAUUGUGGGGGGAUUGACUGUGAAGGAGACCGUUUGGCGCAUAAUGAAGAGGACAGUAACCACAUCUCUGGCGAAAGGACUGAACUGGAGUGGCGUGAAUGGCAAGCCAGCAUUCAAAAACUUGGCUUUGAAGCUUGUUGUUCUGGAUGCUGUCAGAAGAAACGUGUUGACAAAAGAUGCUUCAGACAAACAAAUUGAACAGUUGAUCACCUGCUGGCUCCAGCUAGCAGCGGACAGAGAUGGAGGAAGGAGUCAAAGGGGUUGUCAGGCUUCCUAAAGGCAUCGUGUUUGUUACACAUUUUUAGUGCGUGUGGUGGUUUGUGUGCACGUGCAUGUGAUUUUAGUUUUUCACAUGAAUGGAAAUGUUUUUUGAAGUUUCAAUUUGAUAUCUUUUAGUUUGAAAUUUUACCCUAUUAACCUGUAGUAUCUCCCAAUGGCAAAAUGCAUUCGAAAUCUGUCACGACCUCCCCUUUGGUUUUUCCUUUUUUGCAACACCGAGUAACAUGGUGGCAAUCUGACCACCAAUCUGUCGAUACACACACUGAAAGGGCAUACAUUUGAGUUUUGUAUUUGGAGUUGUAUGUAUACUUGCAUUAAGGAAAUAAACUGACUGCCAUUGA